CCUAACCCCGACUUCCUGGCUCAGAGGAAGAAAGAGAGAAAUCUCGCAAGCAACCCUAAGCCAAAGAGCGAAUCAAACGAUAUCAUACUCUCACCAUGGCUGCCGAGCUGACCUCUAUAAAGCUCAACCCGGAAAGCCAUCUGAUCUUGGACCAACCACUCCUCCGCCUCCCCCAUGAACUAGCACGACGAAACUUCAAGACCGUCCAGCGAGUAGUCGAGCGAGAGAAAGAAUAUGUACUACCUGCGCUCAAAGAGGCGGCAAACGCCUCAUUGUCCAAUACCCACACGCCGGACCAGACACUAGCAGCACUCGAUGCUAUGAUAUCUCGCAUGCAAGGACUGAAGCGGAAGAUGCAGAGCCUCCAGGAGGAAGAGAAGAAGAUCCAGACGCAAUCGAGGAAACGUAUUCAACAUCUGGAGGCGCUGUACCAGAUUCCCAGUCUCGCCGAUGUCAAGUAUGAUCAAUGGUCGCGCGUGCGUCUGGAUCGAUUGCUGGUGGACCAUAUGCUGCGGUCGGGAUACUCCGAGAGCGCGAAGCAGCUAGCUCAGGAGCGGGACAUAGAAGACCUGGUUGAUCUGGACGUCUUUACCCAGUGCCAACGGGUCGUGGAGAGCCUGCAUCGUGGAGAGACUAAAGAGGCGUUACAGUGGUGUGGUGAGAAUAAAGCUGCUCUUAAGAAGAGCCAGCACAAUCUCGAAUUCGAACUCCGGCUACAGCAGUAUAUUGAAAUGGUCCGGACACAGGACCCGUCGAAGAAAAUCGAUGCCAUUAACCACGCCAGAAAGUAUCUAGUCUCAAACCAAGACCCGGACAGCAAGGAAAUCCAACGGGCAGCAGGAAUGCUAGUCUUUGCCCAAGACACUAGGGCAGAACCAUACAAGACAUUCUUCUCACACGAACGGUGGAAGUUCCUCUCAGACCUCUUCAUCCAAACACACCAUGAGCUCUUGUCCCUACCGUCACAGCCAUUACUACACAUAGCCCUGUCCGCGGGCCUAUCUGCGCUCAAGACACCACUGUGUCAUUCGGCCUACACUUCCUCCAGCUCCAACUCCCAGUCUACGACGACAUCCGUCUGCCCCAUCUGCUCUACUGAAUUGAACGAGUUGGCGCGCAAGAUGCCAUAUGCGCACCACUCAAAGAGUUACGUGGAAGGUGAUCCAAUCGUGCUGCCUAAUGGUCGCGUCUACGGUAAGGCACGGCUACUGGACAUCAGCAAGAAUGUCGGAUCCGUCGAGUCGGGUAAGGUCAAGGACCCGACGACGGGCGAAGUCUUCGACGAGAGCGAGAUGAAGAAGGUGUAUAUCAUGUAACGAAGUAGAAGGGCAAAUUAAUUUCAUCCUGCGAAGCGGAAUGCCACCAUAUCUCGGCCAGAAUGUCAUCUGGAAUGACCUGGAAUUCAAAUCAAAUAUUCUUUUAGUUCUAUAUCCUCAGCAAAUACCAAUCUACUCACUAUCACUAUCCCCUUCUCUAGCUCUCUUCUUCUUCUUCCCACGUGGCUCCUCCGGCUUCACCUCGAACACAUACAUCCUAGCCAACCUAUCCUCCCCACGCCAUCCACCUCUCCCACCAUCCUUCCCUUCAACUUCACCCAGUGUACGCGCAUGCGAAUACCCCUCAUACUCAGCCCAGGGAAACUUGAAGCUCGUAACAACCUGUAGUCCCGCAUGACGGGCCAAAUCCUUGAUAUUCCAGAGGGUGUACGGUUCACCCUCGAACAGCGAAACGAGAAUUUGACCGGGACCGGUGCGAACGGCUUUGCCUGAAGUCUGGGCAUCGCCAUCGCCGUCUUCGUUUCCAUCUUCAUCGGAAUCAGAGUCCUCUUCGGAAUCUUCUUCCCAUUCCUCGUCUUCAUCCACAGGUGCUGGCGCCGUGGAGAGUAGGGGUACACAAGCUUUAAAAAAGGCUACCAGUAGUUCUUGGUUUGCGCGUACUUGUCGAUUGACAUCCGUAGAGAGACCGCCGACAUGUGGGAAGUUGAAACAAAUCACAUCCCACGGUCCGCUGGGUGGCGACGACACAGUGGGAGUAGAAGACUGCCCUUGCGCCUGCGCUUGGCUUUGCUGGUGGAGCUUCCAGGCUGGAAUUUUGGGUUCUUUGCGAGGGAAGCCCGUACGGAUUUCUUUGCCGCCGCCGGCUGGAGAGCCGAGCUUACGUGCGUCGACGGAGAAGAGCACCUUUGGCGUGGGUUUUUGCGUUGAGGGUGAUGUGGAUGUGGGCUGAGCAUUGGAUUCAGAGGUUUUUGCUUCCUCUGCAUCUUCGGAUGCUGAUUUGGGCUUUGGUUUUGAAGAGUCUAGGAUCUCUUGGAUGUGUUGCUCGGCUUGUGGGUAUUUGCUGAAAAGCGUCUCUUUCGAGUCGUAGCAUGUAGCGCAUAGUUUGCGGCAUUUGUAUUGUUUUGCCAGAGAACGGGCGAAAGAGAAGUCACCUG
Penicillium brasilianum is the source of this 2431-nucleotide messenger RNA. Lineage: Eukaryota; Fungi; Ascomycota; Eurotiomycetes; Eurotiales; Aspergillaceae. The record is from the annotation of a GenBank genome assembly.